Pelecanus crispus (Dalmatian pelican) is the source of this 1749-nucleotide messenger RNA. It is a transcript of the gene HHATL, whose product is annotated as hedgehog acyltransferase like. The record is from RefSeq and is a predicted model, not a curated record. Gene Ontology annotation, biological process: negative regulation of N-terminal protein palmitoylation. Gene Ontology annotation, cellular component: endoplasmic reticulum. Gene Ontology annotation, molecular function: acyltransferase activity. Lineage: Eukaryota; Metazoa; Chordata; Aves; Pelecaniformes; Pelecanidae.
AGGUCUGGAUCUCCCGCACCGGCUGGGGGGGUAACCUGCCGCCAUGGGGGUUAAAACGAUGCUCCCCAGCUACGAGCUGGGGUUUUACGCUCUCACCGUGACGUGCGCUGUGGUGUACAGCGGCAGCGGGAUCUUCGAAGCGUCCAGAGAUAGCAUGAACAGAAAGGCCUUUCGGGAUGGCAUAAAGCCGGGCUGGCAUUACUUCGGCAGGAAGAUGGACGUGGCCGAUUUCGAGUGGGUGAUGUGGUUCACCUCGUUCAGGAACGUCAUCAUCUUCGCCCUCUCGGGACACGUCCUCUUCGGCAAGAUCUGCUCCAUGACAGUGCCGCAGCACCGGGCCGUGGUGUACAUGCUGUAUGGGGUCCUGGCCGUGCUGGGCAGCAUGGGGCUUGUCUACCUGAUGAUCAUCCUCUCCCACUGCCUUGUCCUCUACUCCGUUGCGCUGGCCAAGCAGAGGUGGCUCUGCUAUGUGGCUGGGCUUUGCUGUCUCGCUUCUUUCAAGGUGGAACCAUUCAGCUCCUGGCAGAGCGGGUUUGUAACGGGAGCUUUUGAUCUUCAAGAUGUCCUCUUCUAUGGAGGAAGUGGCUUCACCAUCAUGCGCUGCAUGAGCUUUGCACUCGAGAACUCUGAGAGGAAAGAGGGCAUCUAUUCCAUCUUCGACCUCCUCAAGUACAACUUCUACCUCCCCUUCUUCUUCUUUGGGCCUGUCAUGACAUUUGACCAAUUCCACGCCCAGGUGAGCACCCGCGAGCUGAGACGCAAAGAUGACGAGAUGAGGAAUAUCCGGAUCCAUGCCCUCCUCCACGUGGGGGUCAUCAUCACUGUGGAUAUCUUCUUCCACUUCUUCUACAUCCUCACCCUCCCUUCUGACCUGAAGUUCAUGAACCGCCUCUCGGACUGGUCCUUGGCUGGCUUAGCCUACUCCAAUUUGGUGUAUGACUGGGUGAAAGCUGCUGUCAUGUUUGGGGUCAUCAACACCAUCGCCAGACUGGACCACUUGGACCCACCCCAGCCCCCGAAAUGCAUCACCAUGCUCUACGUCUUCGCAGAAACGCAUUUUGACAGAGGGAUUAAUGACUGGCUAUGCAAGUACGUGUAUGACCACAUUGGAGAGAACCACGACAACGUCAUGAAGGAGCUCAUGGCCACCAUCGCCACCUUUGCCAUCACCACCCUGUGGCUGGGGCCCUGUGAGAUCGUUUACAUCUGGUCUGUCUUCAACUGCUUUGGCCUCAACUUUGAGCUCUGGGUGCAGAAGUUCUUCCAGCAGGAGCCUUUUGCCAAACUGGAGGCCAAGAUGUCAGCGGCCAUGUCUCGGCGGAUUAGGGCAGUUUUUGGGGCAGCAAAUUUCUGGGCCAUCGUCCUCUACAACAUCCUAGCCCUGAACAGCCUGGAGUUUGCACUGCUGGUCACCAAGAGACUCCUUCUGACAGGUUUCCCUGUCAGCACCUUGUCCAUCUGGUUCAUCACAUACUGCGGAGUGCAGCUGAUCAAAGAGCGUGAGCGCAUCCUGGCCAUAGAGGAGGAGAAGUGUGACAAAGCAAAGGUGGAGUAGAGGGAGGCAUCGGUGGGCUUGUUCCAAAGCCUUGUCUCCCCUCCAACCACCGCUGCCAGGUCAGCCACUGGCAGGGGCUCUCCAAGCACUCCUGACAAUCGGACUGCUGUAGCUCACCCAUGUAGAAGUCACCUGGAAGGCACAGGUCACCCCCUUGCUGCAGGAAAGAUUUUCUCUAAGACACAGUGGGCGUU